AUGACAUCCAAUGCUGCUGAAUCAUUCAACAAUUGGAUUAAAGAAGCACGAAAUCUUCCAAUAACAAAAUUGGUUGAUACUAUCCGGUAUCAAAUAAUGUGUCAAAUGUCAGAGCGAAGGGAUAUUGCAAACAAGUGGAAUGGAAUUAUUUGCCUUACCUUUGAGACUAACUUCCAAAAUUCAUUUAAUUCUAGUACGUCAUGGAAUGUGAGUAAAGCUAAUGAUGAUGUGUUCGAGGUGCAUUCAUUUCCAUCAGUUACGGUUGAUGUUGGAUGCUGUGUUUGUUCUUCCUACCAGUGGCAAGUCAAUGGAUUUCCUUGUGAACAUGUUGUUGCAGCUAUCCAAAGGUGUGCAUAUAAUCUUAAUGAUUAUGUUGAAAAAUAUUUUCAUGUAGAGAAUUAUAGGGAAGCAUAUGCAGCGGCUAUUUUCCCAAUACCAUCUGUGGAGAAACCAGAUUUUUGCUCUAGCGAUUUCAUCAUAUUACCUCUAAUUGUAAAAUGCCCAGCUGGUAGGCCGAGAAAGAGUAGGAUACCAUCUCGAGGGGAAAAAUUAAGUCAAAUCAGGUGUGGCAGAUGUGGAAAGAUGGGUAGGCACAAUCGGAAGUCGUGUAAAGAACCAAUACAGAGUUAUAUUGGUUGA
Camellia sinensis is the source of this 639-nucleotide messenger RNA. RefSeq lists its product as uncharacterized. Gene Ontology annotation, molecular function: zinc ion binding. The record is from RefSeq and is a predicted model, not a curated record. NCBI's taxonomy places the organism in Eukaryota, Viridiplantae, Streptophyta, Magnoliopsida, Ericales, Theaceae.